This is a messenger RNA of Odontomachus brunneus, 1229 nucleotides long. RefSeq lists its product as uncharacterized. The transcript is spliced from 4 exons. Lineage: Eukaryota; Metazoa; Arthropoda; Insecta; Hymenoptera; Formicidae. The record is from RefSeq and is a predicted model, not a curated record. Bases 386 to 1183 code for a protein of 265 amino acids. Gene Ontology annotation, biological process: transcription by RNA polymerase I.
AAAAAUCUAUAAUUCAUGUCACGUAUACUAUAAAAUUUCAGUACUGGCAGUGAAUUUCGGAACGUAACCAAUAUGUGAUAAUGCAAAUUUUGAAUAAGCCUUUAGAUUCCACGUGCGAAUGAACAACAACCACGCUCACAAAACGAUGUUUCGCGCUCUUACCGUAUGAAACCUUCGUCAAAUGAGGUUAACUUUUAGCUCUUGUGUCUUUAAUUUUGUUUAAUUUGACAUAAUUCGUUUAAUGCGGUAUGAAAUAAUUACAUAAUUAUAUUUGUUAAUCUUAUACAUAUUACGUUAUGUGAAUUUUACCUAGGAUAACAAAGUAUUUAUAUAUUAACGCUUUGCUAAAAGUAUACUUUUUAAACGUGUAUGAAUUCUAAGUAAUAUGACAGACUGUGAAAAAGAUUCUAUAACGCACUUAAAUACUCAAUUAAAUAAGUCCAUGGUUUUAAUGGAGAACAUCGUGGAUACCCCGCCUGAACAUCCUCGACAUAGCAAAUCUAUUAAAAUAAAUACAACGGCACAACCACGUAGCGCAACCAGCAGUCCUGCGGUUAAAUCACGCAAGAGUAUCUUGAAAAAAUCUGAUAGAUCGUUCAGCGAAAAGUCAACGGACAAGGAAAUUACACAGAUGAAUGGCAAUGUCGAAAGUAUAAGCGAUUUAUCACAGAGAUUGGUGACGGCGCCAAAUACAACGAGACCACGUAAUCUCAGAGAAUUGAUUGAAAGGGAAACGCUAGUUGUAGAAUCUUCUGAAUCUUUUAGUCUGAACGAUAUAUCAGACAAUGAAGAAAUUUGGAUCAUGGAUAUUCCCAAGUCAAUAGAUCCAAAAGAACUACAUGGUCAAAAGAUAACUCUGGGUGACAAAUCCAAAAUUAAAAUUAAAGGGGAACGAUAUUGCACAACUGCCCAUAACUUCAAAUGUAAUAUCACAUGUGUCCUUAGCACUGGAAAGGAAGAACCACUGUAUAAGACAGUUAAUAUCAAGCCAGCUGGGUUAUUAACAGUAAGAAGAAAAUUGUCUGUAGCAUCAAAAAUGAAGCCUAUAUCUUCAGACAAGAACUCCAGCAUACCUCUAUUUCCUAAUGAGUUGAAAAUAAGACAUCCACUUCUUGGUAUUAAUUAUGAUAGUAAAGUUAGAAAAAAAUCGAAGAAACGCCACUCAAUUAAAAAGAAAAAAUAAUAAAAUAAUUUAAUUAAAAGGAAAUAAAAAUCUUAAUAUGAUCUUA